Molecule: messenger RNA, 2005 nt
Organism: Coregonus clupeaformis (lake whitefish)
Lineage: Eukaryota; Metazoa; Chordata; Actinopteri; Salmoniformes; Salmonidae
Product: sterile alpha motif domain-containing protein 9-like
Exons: 4
Coding region: 1035-1994 (319 amino acids)
Cellular component (GO): cytoplasm
Source: RefSeq, a predicted model, not a curated record
GGGAUGGAAAGGCUCAUGGGGUCUUCCUGCUCAACAGCAAUGCCAUGAGGUGGUCCUGCAGCCUAGCCCUGCUCUGACCUGGGUGGCUGUGGGAGGAAUCCUGGACCUGUACAUCUUCCUGGGCCCUGACCCUCAGUGUUGUCAGACAGUACCUCCAGGUUAUAGACUGAUUAUACAAGACCCUACUCAGCAGUGAGCUCGUAGACUGAAGUGGAAUAAUGGCAGAGGAACUUGAUGAACUGCCUGUUGAAAAAUGGACUGACUCCCACAUGAGCUCCUGGUUAAGAACUAUUGGAGUGAAGGAGCAAUACAUCAAAAAACUUUAUGAGGAAGAUGUAGAUGGGAGAAUCCUCCUUGUACUGACUGAGGACUAUCUGAGAAAAGAGAUUGGAAUGAAAUCAGGACCAGCUCUGUUGAUCAUCAGAAAGAGAAAUGAGCUUGUAGACACAAAACAGAGAACUCAGGGCAAGGAAAAGCCUCAAAGUAGCAACAAUAGUGAAAAGGGAAGUAAAAAGAAGAAGCAGGGAUCAGCUCACCAGAUUCCAGAGACAGAUCAAGGUAUUUCAGAGGAAGAGAAACAAACUCAUCAAGGACAAUCUGAGGACAAUGUGUUAACCACAAAGAGAGACUGCAAGCCAUGGCCAUUUGACAAAGAAGGCAUUGAUUUCACAUAUGUCAAACAUAGUGUUCUGCAACCUGAAUCUGGUGUAUUUGAUCUGAUCUCUCCCUGUCAUGAGUACAAGUCACUUGACAAUACUGCCAAAUUGAACCGCACAAGACUACAGGCGACAUUUUCCAAAGAGGUUCUCAAAUUCGGUGCUGGCUGCAUGAAUAUCAGAUAAAAUGUUACAAUACACUUUGGUGUGAUAGACAGUAGGGAUGAUGCAGGCUAUGUGCAUGGCGAGAUAAUCGGUGUUCCGGUUUCUGAGAAAGAUACAUGUUGAUGCAUUGGAUCACAUUGAGAGGAGUUUCUCUCUCUCUCUGACAGCGAGCAUGUGCGACAGUGCAUUCGCCCACCUCGGUUUAUAGAGGUCAUGGACAUGUAUAGCACAGAACAAAGAUAUGUGGUGGAGGUUGAUAUUGUUCCCUCCAUAAGCAUUGUUAAGAACCGAGUGUACUCUGUUCGUCUGCCGAACUUCAAAGAGUCCUCUAACAAGAUUGAGCAUGAAAAGGAAACAAUCUAUCGCAGGGUAGGAUCUAAAACCGAGCCAGUGAGUGAUCAAAAUUACUUCUACCAGCGAGACAGAGAUGGCCGAAGAGAAGAGGCUGAGCAUUGUCGAUAUAUUAACACCCCAGACAUCUGCCAAGACCUUGGAAGGAAACUCACCAUGCUGAUAACCAGUGGCAAGAAAUUCAUUGAAAAGGAGAAAUGGUACAUUCUUGUCACUAACAAGUUCAAACCAGAUGACUUGAGCAACAUUGACUUCUUGCUCAACAUGAACAUUUUCUGUGUGUUCGACUUCUACCCAGAUUCCAAGCUGUCAGGACUGUGCAGUAAAAACAUCCAGCACCAUGCUGCAAAUAUACAUUUCAUGCAGAACUACAAAAUACCAAGUGGUAUAAGCAUUGCCGAUUUUGUGAGCCAUUUGCAUUUGUUUGAGCAAACUAGCUGGAUCUUUUGCAAUGGACGAAGCGAUUACAAAGGGAAUGAAAACCCCUCUGAUGAAAUGAUAUUGAUUAAAACGAAGAUGACACUCCUCAGGGAAUCCGUGUCACUGAUCUGCAAACAGAUCUUGCCAAAAGGAACAUUCACUGUGGUCUUCCUUCUCACCUCCCCAGUUGAGAAACCACUUUUGCACACCUUCUAUGAGUUCUUCACAGAUAUGGAAGGUCAUGAAGACAUCAUUUGCAUCUCAGAAUCUGAGGACAACUAUCAGAAAUGGCAAUGUUUUACAGAGGGUUUAUGUGGAACAGAAACUGUGAACCGUUCCAGUGUUGUCGGGAUGAAAAUGAGCCAUGUUGAUGCGACACCAAACACUUGCCUAUCUACCUGAAAGGACAGUGC